CACCCCACCACCACCACCUUGAGAUGACCGAUCUGGAAACACUUCCUUGGACACACUCCUCGCACUCCUUCAAGCAGAAGGUGCCAAAAUCGAGGAAGAAACUGAGAACAUGGCUGAUUCGCUCCUUGAUGGCGUGACCCCCCUCGACACCUUCAUCGAUGAGUAUCAGAGUAAGAGGAAGCUGGCUCACAUGCGGAGAGUCAAGAUAGAGAAGCUUGAGGAAAUGGUGCUGAAGGGACACCACAUGGCUCCAGCUGCACCUCAGCCCUCUUGUACUCAGGACCUUCCCUCCAGGCCAGCCGCUCUCCAUAGAGAGGUCAAUGGUUCUCCCAUGCAGAUGCCCCGGCGGGCUCCUCCUCUUCCACCUGUUAAAGUCACCCAAACUCCUCCUGCUCUGCCCACCGCAGCCGUCUCCUACCCUCCUACAUCUCCAUUCGCUGCGGCCUCUCCAUUCACUCCCACUACUCCAUACCCCCCUAUUCCCCCUAGAGUGGGAAACAUGCCACCCACUCUUAACCAGGGAUACCCCAGCAUGUACAUGCAGCAAUACGCCCCACCUUUGCCCCAGAGACCCCCCCCACGCAUGGCACCCCAGCCAGGCUUCAUUAUGCAGUGAU
Messenger RNA from Carassius auratus (goldfish), 617 nucleotides. Its product is annotated as vacuolar protein sorting-associated protein 37B-like. The record is from RefSeq and is a predicted model, not a curated record. The transcript is spliced from 3 exons. Lineage: Eukaryota; Metazoa; Chordata; Actinopteri; Cypriniformes; Cyprinidae. Bases 110 to 616 code for a protein of 168 amino acids.